Messenger RNA from Actinia tenebrosa (Australian red waratah sea anemone), 1408 nucleotides. Its product is annotated as E3 ubiquitin-protein ligase RNF185. Gene Ontology annotation, molecular function: ubiquitin protein ligase activity; metal ion binding. NCBI's taxonomy places the organism in Eukaryota, Metazoa, Cnidaria, Anthozoa, Actiniaria, Actiniidae. Gene Ontology annotation, cellular component: endoplasmic reticulum. Gene Ontology annotation, biological process: ubiquitin-dependent protein catabolic process. The record is from RefSeq and is a predicted model, not a curated record.
AAGAGAAACAAGAUGGCGACUCACAGUGAAGGAAGUCAAAACGAAGGCUUCUCAAAUAUUCCGUCAUCUAGCGCUGGAGCAACGGCUUCUGGACACGAAAACGAAGAACAUAACGCUAACUUUGAAUGUAAUAUUUGUCUGGAUACGGCCAAAGACGCUGUCAUUAGUUUAUGUGGACACUUAUUUUGCUGGCCUUGCUUACACAGAUGGCUAGAAACCAGACCCAACAAAUCAGUGUGUCCUGUAUGUAAAGCUGGCAUUAGCAAAGAUAAAGUUAUCCCAUUAUUUGGACGUGGAAGUAAUUCAAAACAAGACCCAAGGGAGAAAAUGCCUCCAAGACCACAAGCUAGAAGAACAGAACCAGAAAAUAAUGGGCCUUUUCAAGGAUUCGGUGAAGGGUUUCAGCUGUCAUUUGGGAUUGGUGCAUUUCCAUUUGCUUUCUUUACCUCAACAUUUGCUAAUGGUAACCAACAAGCACAGACRCCCGACUCUCCCCAGGCACAAGAUGAACAAUUCCUCUCAAAGCUCUUCUUAUGGGUUGCAUUCCUCUUUAUCUUUUGGCUACUGAUUGCAUGAUUUAUUAAUAUCUUAACAAUUCCAAUAUUAUAGAGUGUUACUUUGCAGGAAGACUUGAAUACAUAUAGAAAGUACUUUCAUUCAUUCUCAUAUCUGAGAAAUAUAGUUACAAGUACUCAUACCAAAAACAAAAUAUUACAAAUUAUGUAUAGGAUUUAUGAAACUUUCUGCAAUGAACUAGAUAGAAAUUACUUUGCAAUGGUAGUGCUCCAGUCAUGACCUAGCCUGCUUAGUGGCCCAACCCAAUCGUAUAAUACCAAAAUUAUGCAUAUGUAUUAUAUAUGUAUAUACACCCCUUUGGGCCACUGUGCAGGCUACUCAUAACCAUAAAGCUAUAUUUUUCAUGGCAUUUUGACAGAAUGACAGCACUCUGGGGUUUAGAGUGGGUGGCGCUAAUUAGAUACUGCAAUCUAUACUCUUCCUCAUUUCAUCUGCUCAAUACAGACCAUGAAAAUACUGAAAAUGUAGAUAAUAGCAUCUACAAGAAUGUAAAAGAUAAAAAAUUCCCUAGAAACUGGGGGGGAUUAUUCUGGGGGAAAACUGAACUUUAUUACCAUUUGGGCUAUGUGCAUAGGGGCCUCUAAUGAACUAUGAAUCAGGAAUGAAUGAGAUAGACUAGAUCCAUAUAGUAGCAUAUCCAAUUAUGAACCAGAUUUGUACCUACUUGGAAUAUGAUCUGAAUAAGGGAAUCAUUCACUAUAAAUUAAAGUAUGAGAAGGGGCAUAGCCAGGAUUUUGCCUUGGAGGGGGAGGGGGGCAUCAAUAUGGUAGUUGCCAAUAUUUUGUUUUUCAUUUCGAUUUUAUGUAUGAUUAAAUUAUAAUGAUAAAACUAA